AUGAGCGUGGAGAUGCUCAGUACAGCGCAAUAUGAGAAGAGCAGCGAUAAGAGAAGCUGGCUACCACAAUCUUCUCCUCCGCCUCGCGCCGGCUCACGGCUACAGAUGGGAUCACAUCCAGUACCGCAAAAGCAGCUUGCACAGUUUCCUGAUGACGAGGUCAAGGCGCUUGCGGUCCGGAAACAAGAGAUCAUUGAAAGGCGCGAAUCUGUAUUGGAAGCCCAUGCCAGUGCCAUGUUCUUAAGAGAGGACGUCCCCGCCUCAUCGAUUGCACAAAGCAUGCUGAAAGAUAUGUCGCACGUUCACUCGAGUGGAGAUCAUUCAGUUUACGUCACUCUUUCGCCUCAAGAUUGUAUCAAGGUUUCCGAUGCUGGUUGGGGUCAGCGACAUGGCUUAGCUGGUGUCGAAAACCACAAAGUUCUUGCAGGCUUUGCUCUGUCAUAUCAAUACGGUUUGCUAUAUUCUCUAAGAGACAUAGCUGAAAUACAAACCACCAUGGAUAUUGUCCAGGCUUCUACUAGCUACCUACAUGUCGGAUAG
Messenger RNA from Letharia lupina, 540 nucleotides. RefSeq lists its product as uncharacterized. NCBI's taxonomy places the organism in Eukaryota, Fungi, Ascomycota, Lecanoromycetes, Lecanorales, Parmeliaceae. The record is from RefSeq and is a predicted model, not a curated record. The coding region runs from base 1 to 540 and encodes 179 amino acids. The transcript is spliced from 2 exons.